Molecule: messenger RNA, 656 nt
Organism: Lacerta agilis (Sand lizard)
Lineage: Eukaryota; Metazoa; Chordata; Lepidosauria; Squamata; Lacertidae
Gene: NHLH1
Product: nescient helix-loop-helix 1
Exons: 1
Coding region: 42-455 (137 amino acids)
Biological process (GO): regulation of transcription by RNA polymerase II
Molecular function (GO): protein dimerization activity; RNA polymerase II cis-regulatory region sequence-specific DNA binding; DNA-binding transcription factor activity, RNA polymerase II-specific
Source: RefSeq, a predicted model, not a curated record
CCUUGCCCAGCUCCCCUACCUCGGCCGCCUUGCCUUGGGCCAUGAUGCUCAAUUCGGACCAGACCGAGCUGGACCUCCAGCCGACGCACUCCGAGACGGAGUCGGUCUUCAGCGACUGCGGAGGCAGAGGCCUCGCAGGGGAAGAAGCCGGCGGCGGCGGCGGCGGGCUGGGCUUGUGCAGCCAGUCCCGGGUAGCUGAGCCUGGCGACCCUCUGAAGAAAGACCUGCAGCACCUGAGCCGCGAGGAACGGCGGCGGCGGCGGCGCGCCACGGCCAAGUACCGGACGGCGCAUGCCACGCGAGAGCGCAUCCGCGUGGAGGCCUUCAACAUGGCCUUCGCCGAGCUCCGCAAGCUGCUGCCCACGCUGCCCCCGGACAAGAAGCUCUCCAAGAUCGAGAUCCUGCGGCUCGCCAUCUGCUACAUCUCCUACCUGAACCACGUGCUGGACGUCUGAGAAGGGCCUGGCCUGGCCGGAGGAGCCCACACUCCUCCUCGUCUCCAACCUGUCUCUGCUUUCCUGCUUCACCUCCUCAGGGGAAAAUAUAUGUAUAGCUCGAUCUCGAUCUACUGUAGAUAUAGAUGGGGGGCAGCUGGUGGAGCCAGCCAGAUGGACCUGCUCCUCCAACUCUCUGCCUGGUGGAAACGCCUACAGAUG